GCGUUUCGCACUUAUGCUCGUCUUCAUGCCCCAGUGAAUCAUUCCAACCCUAAAUUACACUGGCAUCGCGUGCGACGGACGACCCAUAGACGGCGACGGCGACGGCGACAGUGACGGCGAGGGAUGGUGGAGGGGCACAGGUUUUGGAGCCACCUUCCGCUGCUGGUGCAAUCCAGCUCCAAGGAGUCGGUGGAAUACAUACUGCAGGCUCUCUGGCGGACCCGGAAAACCGGCCUCGACGCCGCCGACCGCUCCAUCAUCCGAGAAAUGCUCAACCUCUCCUCCGAAUCCGACCUCGAUCCUCUUUUGGUAUGCCUCCGCAUGUUGAUUCGGAAGAGUGUUUAUGAGAAUAUUUCAAAGGAGGAGAUUCAGAAAUUGUUUCCACUAGAAGUUCUCCCAGAAUUGCAAAGGCUGCUGACGCUGCUUCUACAGAAGUUUCAACGAGAAUGGCGAGAAGACGUACUCAAAGAUCAGGCUUCUGUGCCUCGUUUAAAGGCAAUGACAUGGAAUAAAGUAAAUCAAAGUCAAGAUUCAGCAGAUAACGUGGCUGUUAUUAAUCUGAAGCUUCAAGAUGACCAAUCUAUUUCAGGCGAAAGAGAGGUAAAGUUCCAAUUAGCUAAGGACACUUUGGAAACGAUGUUGAAGUCCAUGUACUUCAUAAGAGAUCAAAUGUCUGACAGCGAUACUACCCAUAAUGGACAUGGGCAAAGGGAAGAUAAGGAAGCGGACAGCGCAUAAGAAUGUUUUCUCGGAAUAAACCAUUACUAGGCAAUGCUCAAGACUCGAUGUUUGUUUAUUUGUAUGAUAUGAUAAUAUUAUCUUACCUAAUUAAGUGGUAUUAAGACUCGAUGUUUGUUUAUUUGUAUGAUAUGAUAAUAUUAUCUUACCUAAUUAAGUGGUAUUAUUCAAAGUUGACUAAAUUGUACUAGUGAAUCAAUCUGGCAUAAAGGUUUCUGAAUGCUCAGUAGCAGACUAGCAUUGAUUGGGCGUGCUUACAUUGGUGGUAAUAACCAGGUUCUUAGCAAUAGGGGCGUAAAGAUCUUAAUCGUGGUGAACUAAUGUAUUGUGAUCCAACAAAUAUGUGGUACUUUAGGUAAUAAAAGAAUCCAAGCUGGAAACUGCUAACGUGUCAUUUAUUAAUUCCUCACUCUAUUAAAUCAUAUUGGCAUCUGCUGCGCAUAGAAUUACACCUAAACAUUAUUGUGUGCAUAGAAUUAGACUUACAAAAUAUGUUCUUGGGGCUACAACAAGGUGACGACAAGGUAUACAAUCAGAAACUUAAUGUGCUUUGUGAUGAUAACAGAAUGCUUGCGUGCAUAUUGCACUACCAAAUCUGCUGUACAUCUCAAAGAAUAGAAGGAAAUUCAGCAAGAAGGAGAAAAACAACAAACAAAAGAAUGACAUAGUACUACUUAUGUAGACAUUAAAUUUCUUGAUGGUGGCUGAUUAUAUGUGCUACUUGCACUUCCAUUUUGCUCUGCCACGCACAACCUCUGCUUUAUCCUCUUGCAGGCAAAGCAAGUGUGUGCUUCGCAGCUGGAUGCUGUGCAAACUUGUAUUCACAUUCACAGGGUCUUCCUCGGCUGCAGUAAGGUAUGUGAGGGACUCAAGAAGAUUCGACUGCCUGCAUUCUCUGCGGUACUCAAGAGUCAUGCUGGUGAGAUGAUAGUUUUCCAGUACAUUUACGGGAACGCUCUGCAAUAGGUAGGAAGCAGUUGUAUUCAAAUUAGUCAGUCAUCAAUUGUUUUCUAAAUCUCUUUCAUUAAUUGGAGAAGUAGUUAAAUUUUCUUGAUGUAGCUUGAAGCUGUAGUUAAAAUUUUUUUCCAUGUAGUUUAAUGAGACCUAACAUUAUGUUAAUUGGUUCCCUUUUGCAUGAAAAUUGAUAAGAACUAGAUUCUGUUUAAAAAGAAAUGGCAAUUUACUAAUGAAUACUUUCAAAGGCUGAUUCAAUUUGUUUAUGUCUUGAUACAUGAGUGGAUCAAGAAUAUAGUUUAUAACUACUGGAAAAUUGAAUUUUAAACAAUACAUAGAAUGCUGAAGUUGAUUACCUCCAUAAUCCAUCCAAUGUAUUUUACAUUGUUUACAUGUUGAUUGACGUCCAUGUCACUCCACCUUGGCUAAAUGACAUAAUUAAAACAUGUUUAGUAAUUUAUGGAUUUAUAGCUUCUGAAUUCAUAUUGAAAUCCAGUUUUGAAUUGACUGAUUAUAGUUAGCACUGAACAAGAAAUUUACACUUACUGCUAAACCAGAUUUGAUGUUCACUGCAGUUUCUUCAGUCAAUUUCUCGAUUUUUUCAUUGUCACAGCUGCCAUCAAAAAAUACUCUCCUGUCCAGAUAGAAGGGUUUUACCUCUUCCCUUACCUGUUCAGGGAUGAAGGGUGGCAAGGUGGCGGAUAGAUACAGAGGUAGAAGGCAAGUACCUGCAGGAGAUUCAUGAGGGUCUCCAUGGUUGCUGUUUCAUCAGGUCCAAUCUCAUGAGAUCUGAUCACAAAGGUCUGCCUGUAAACGUAUCUCUCCUCCACAAACCUCCCAAGCCUGUAAGUGUGCAUUACUCCACCAUCAUCAUCCUGGAGCACUGCAGUUCCAUUCCCCAUGGUCAAAGAAGCCUCAAUACCAUGCACCACUUCAUUCAUCUUGCUUCCAUGGACUCUAUCCGCACUCACUUUGCAAUUGUCGCCACCAGUCUUCACACAAAACUGCCGUAGCUUUCCCUUCCUGGCACAGCAAAUGUCACUUGCCACAGUUGGAAGAUGUAAUCUGGUGCUGCAGCUGGAAGCCAUGGACUUUGCAACCGCCUUACUGCCAAAUUCCAUGGCUGAGAUAGCCAUGAAAAGAGAUUUAUUGGAAAUUCUUCAAAAGGGUUGGUUGAUUUCAGAAAGCGGGAUGGCAAUUGAUCAAGUGUUUCUGAGACCUUAUGAAUGGAAAGAACACCAAAUGCGGUGUGAGAGGCUUGCAAGAAAAAAAUGCAGCUUGUGUGAUGAAGUGCAGCUCAACCACUUAUAUGGAUGGAGGAGAAGAAGAUGAGUGUUUGCUUGCCUGGAAACAACGUUUUUGAAAACCUCGCUGUCGUGUUCAACCAGAUAAACUCGAACUGAGGCAGAUUCACCCGUUCCCAGGGAGGUUGAAAACAAGGUGUGCGCUAGAUUGUAAGCAGCUCACCAACCCUCUCCUGCCGUGUGCUCCGGCAAAAUUUCCAGACUAGUUGUACCAAACACUUGGCCUGAAUAAUUCAAAACUUGGACGCAAGCUUUGGAUUCUGUUUGCUUGUUGCUGCUGCUGCACUUGCUUCAAUGAGUCCUGCAUUCCUUCAGCAUUCAUGAGAAAUAACUUGUGCAAAGAUUAUUAGUGAGUGUUUCCCGAGGUUGUUUGGGGUAGGGCUUAAUGCAAAGGACUGUAUGGUUCACGGUUCGA
Zingiber officinale is the source of this 3411-nucleotide messenger RNA. RefSeq lists its product as uncharacterized. Bases 124 to 738 code for a protein of 204 amino acids. The record is from RefSeq and is a predicted model, not a curated record. Lineage: Eukaryota; Viridiplantae; Streptophyta; Magnoliopsida; Zingiberales; Zingiberaceae. The transcript has 7 exons.